CAUCAGUGUGCCAGCCUUGUCCGACAUCGGUGGGUCCUCCAUUCCGAAGAUUGGAGAUAGACUCAGCGAGUGCUCGCUUCGGGGUUUGGCCAAAAUCAAUGAGCAGCUUGAAGACGAGAACGCGGAAUCGCUAUCACCUGACAAGCACGACUCAGAGGAGCGGGACGAAGAUCGAGAAGUACUUGUUCGAAUAAGAGGCCAUUUUUGAAUAGAUUUUACCAUGCUGGUGCUGCACGACUGGCUCGUUGGAAUGUUGUAAUAUUCGAGUAUUAAAAAUAUUGAUGUUCACGUUGAGGGUGUAGUUGCGGCGGCGUAGUAAAAAAUUAGCCGAGAUGUAGUGCUUCUUAUCUUACUCAUGCUGUUACAAGUUUCGCUUUCGUUCCAAAAUCAGGAUACCCUUCCGAACGUCGGCUUCGCAACGACAGUUGUGCAGAGUUCUUUCGCGGAAGGGGAUGACUCGCUGAGCGGGACGUCGAAGACUGGCGAAGCUUCGCCUCUCUGUGCUUCCAUGACUAGUAGC
This is a messenger RNA of Amoebophrya sp. A25, 520 nucleotides long. The record is from the annotation of a GenBank genome assembly. Lineage: Eukaryota; Dinophyceae; Syndiniales; Amoebophryaceae.